Cucumis melo (muskmelon) is the source of this 2483-nucleotide messenger RNA. RefSeq names its product protein SIEVE ELEMENT OCCLUSION B. The coding region runs from base 127 to 2238 and encodes 703 amino acids. The transcript has 7 exons. NCBI's taxonomy places the organism in Eukaryota, Viridiplantae, Streptophyta, Magnoliopsida, Cucurbitales, Cucurbitaceae. The record is from RefSeq and is a predicted model, not a curated record. Gene Ontology annotation, biological process: phloem development.
UAUAAGGGCUUCAACUCAAAACCAAAAUCACCAUUAAUCAGAAUAUAACCCAACUUUCCUCCUUUCUGCUCACUCUCCACUCUUAUCUUCCCUAUUAAAAAGAAAAGAAAAGAAAAAAAGAAAUCCAUGGCUAUUUCAGCACCACGUAAGUUGAGUCUCAUCAAACCAGACCGCCAGCUUUUCGCAGGAGGCGACGAAAAUGCCUUGACAAAGCAAGUUUUGGCCACUCAUUCUGAAGAACCACUUGAGUUUCCUGUCACCCCUUUGCUCAGCCUUGUUGAACAAAUUUUCCUUCGAGCUAAACUCAAUACUCACCAGGGAGCAACUCGAGCUCAGCUGGAGGCAAUCGAAGACAAAUCCCCAAGCCCAACAGACUUACUAGACUUGCUGGAUUUUGUGUCAUUCACUAUCAAUAGAGUUUCUAAUGAGAUACAGUACAAGUGUUCAGGAGCUGGGGAUCCCCAUACCGUGACUAUGGAAGUCUUCAAUUUGUUAUCAAGUUGGCCAUGGGAUGCUAAGGUGGUGCUGGCCUUGGCUGCAUUUGCUAUAAACUAUGGAGAGUUUUGGCUAUUGGUUCAACAGUCCUCAACCGACUUACUUGCCAAAGACAUCUCGCUCCUCAAAAAACUUCCGGAAAUAUUUGAGAGAGUCGACAUUGUGAAGCAAAAAUUUGAAGCCCUCGACAAACUCAUCAAGUCACUCGUGGAUGUGGCGAAGUGUAUCGUCGACUUCAAGAUGCUUCCUCCCCAUUAUAUUACUCCAGACACGCCUGAAAUGAAGAGUGCAACCACUCUUAUUCCAACAGCUAUUUAUUGGACAAUCAGAAGCAUCGUUGCCUGCGCUGCACAGAAUGCGGGCCUUAUUGGAGUUGGUCAUGAGUAUUUGGCGUCAGCAUCUGAGACAUGGGAGCUAUCUAGUUUGGCCCAUAAGAUCGACAAUAUCCGGAAGCACCUCGAACAACUGCUUCUUGCUUGUCAUCAUUACAUAAAUGAGAAGAUGCAUCACGAAGCAUAUAUGAACCUGGUCCGCCUUUUUGAGAUACCCCACAUUGACAACAACAAGAUUCUGAGGGCUUUGAUUUACUCCAAGGAUGAUAAGCCACCCCUAGUCGAUGGUUUAAGCAAAGAAAAGGCUACUCUCGAAGUGCUGAGAAAGAAAAAUGUGCUACUUCUCAUCUCUGACCUGGACCUGUCCAUAGUGGAGCUUUCAAUGCUCGACCAAAUCUACAGAGAAUCGAGACAGAACAAAACAAGAACAGAAAGCGAUUACGAGGUUGUGUGGAUGCCAAUUGUGGAGCCCCCAUGGACAGAAGAGAAACAGGUGAAAUUCGAGGCAUUGUUGGGGUUGAUGCCGUGGUACUCAGUUGCACAUCCUUCACUAAUCGAAUCCGCCGUCAUUAAGUAUGUAAGACAAGUAUGGAACUUCAUCAAAAAACCUUUAUUGGUGGUUCUGGACCCUCAAGGCAAAGUGGUUAAUACCAACGCCGUCCAUAUGCUCUGGAUUUGGGGAAGUUUGGCCUACCCUUUCACCAGCGCUCGAGAGGAAUCACUUUGGAAAGAAGAAACUUGGCGACUAGAGCUCUUAGUCGAUUCAGUCGAACCCCUCAUCUUCCAAUGGAUGGAAACAGGGAAAUACAUUUGCAUACUUGGAGGGGAAGAUUUGGCAUGGAUAAGAGGCUUCAGUGCAAAGGCAUUAGGAGUAGCUAAGGAUGCUGGGAUAAAUUUGGAGAUACUGUACGUGGGAAAGAGCAACCCGGGGGAGAAAAUAAAGAAGAACAUAGCUGCAAUCUUAGCAGAUAAAGUGAUCCACACACUUGUAGAUCCAACCCUGAUUUGGUUCUUCUGGGUGAGGCUAGAAAGCAUGUGGUAUUCAAAAACACAAAGGGGAAACACAAUUGAAGACGACCCCGUAAUGCAAGAGACGAUGACGAUGUUGAGUUUUGACAGCGGCGACCAAGGAUGGGCCUUGUUCUGCAAAGGCUCAACCGACAUCCUUCGUGCGAAAGCUGAGACCAUAACCAAUGUGGUGGACGGUUAUGAAGAGCGUUGGAAGGUGCAUGUACAGGAAGAAGGUUUUAUUCCUGCUAUGAGCAAAGACCUCCAAGAUAUCCACACUCCGGAGCAUUGCAACCGUCUGAUUCUUCCUUCUUCCAAUGGCACCAUUCCAGAGAAGGUGGUUUGUUCAGAAUGUGGUAGUGCCAUGGAAAAAUUCAUCAUGUAUCGCUGUUGCAACGACUAAAAGUUCACACAACUUUCCUUUAAACUUAUGAGACAUUGCCGAGAGUUUCCUUUUAGUAAUGAGUGUGAGUUUGUUAGUUGUUUGCAGCGUGGUCUUUUCUUGUGAAAUAAAAGUUGUAAUUCCAUGGAUGCAUGGAAGUGAAGUUUGUUUUGUAAUUUCUUGUCUUACUACUUACAUAUUUGUAUCUUUCACAAUGGUAAUUUUGAACAUUUCCCUCUUCAUUUUAAAGAAAAUUUCAUGGAAUA